Messenger RNA from Peromyscus californicus insignis, 1146 nucleotides. RefSeq names its product melanocortin 2 receptor (gene Mc2r). Gene Ontology annotation, molecular function: corticotropin receptor activity. The coding region runs from base 8 to 901 and encodes 297 amino acids. Gene Ontology annotation, biological process: G protein-coupled receptor signaling pathway. Gene Ontology annotation, cellular component: membrane. The record is from RefSeq and is a predicted model, not a curated record. The transcript has a single exon. NCBI's taxonomy places the organism in Eukaryota, Metazoa, Chordata, Mammalia, Rodentia, Cricetidae.
AGGAAAAAUGAAGCACAUUAUCAAUUCAUAUGAACAUACCAAUGACACAGCAAAAAACAAUUCAGAUUGCCCUGAUGUGGUUUUGCCAGAAGAGAUAUUUUUCACCAUCUCCAUCAUUGGAGUUCUGGAGAACCUGAUUGUCCUCCUGGCUGUGGUCAAGAAUAAGAAUCUCCAGUCCCCCAUGUACUUUUUCAUCUGCAGUUUGGCUGUUUCUGACAUGCUGGGCAGUCUGUAUAAGAUCUUGGAAAAUAUCCUUAUCAUGUUCAGAAACCGGGGUUAUCUCAAGCCUCGUGGCAAUUUUGAAAGUACAGCAGAUGACAUCAUCGACUGCAUGUUCGUCCUCUCUUUGCUGGGCUCUAUCUUCAGCCUGUCUGUGAUUGCUGCUGACCGCUACAUCACCAUCUUCCACGCCCUGCAAUACCACAGCAUUGUGACCAUGCGCCGCACCAUCAUCACCCUAACAGUUAUCUGGAUAUUCUGCACGGGGAGCGGCAUUGCCAUGGUGAUCUUCUCCCACCACGUCCCCACAGUGAUCACCUUCACAUCCCUCUUCCCUUUGAUGCUGGUUUUCAUCCUGUGUCUCUACAUUCAUAUGUUCUUACUUGCCCGCUCCCAUGCUAGGAAGAUCUCCACUCUUCCUAGAGCCAACAUGAAAGGUGCCAUCACACUGACCAUCCUUCUAGGAGUCUUCAUCUUCUGUUGGGCCCCCUUUGUCCUCCAUGUCCUCUUAAUGACCUUCUGCCCAAAUAACCCUUACUGUGUUUGCUACAUGUCUCUCUUCCAGGUCAAUGGCAUGUUGAUCAUGUGCAAUGCAGUCAUUGACCCCUUUAUUUAUGCCUUCCGGAGCCCAGAGCUCAGGGAUGCAUUCAAAAAGAUGCUCUCCUGCUACAGGUAUCAGUAGAAUUUUUGAUCUCUCAUUUCAAUAUUGUAAAGGGACCAAAUGGCAUGACAGUCUGGCAAGUGCUGAUGCUUCUGACCAGCCUUUCUUUCUUUAAUAGAAGGGGAUGAUCCCACUGAUUAGUGUUUCCCUUAGCUGGCUUUCUAAUUAGCAGUCUUGCUGCAGCUGCAAACUUUAUAUUGUAUCUAGAGAGAUGAAAUGAUGGGCUAGAAAGGACAGUAUACAAUGUACACAUAGCAAUACAAAUG